Messenger RNA from Aspergillus viridinutans, 483 nucleotides. RefSeq lists its product as uncharacterized. The transcript is spliced from 2 exons. The record is from RefSeq and is a predicted model, not a curated record. Lineage: Eukaryota; Fungi; Ascomycota; Eurotiomycetes; Eurotiales; Aspergillaceae. The coding region runs from base 1 to 483 and encodes 160 amino acids.
AUGAUGAAUGUCAAUCUUCAUGCUUUGUUCAGAGUGAGGAUAGCUACGGGUGGAUCCGCAACCAUAUUGGGCGCUUGUGCUCGGGACGCUGUUCUGCCGUUCCAGCGCGAUGGGGACGAUGCGCAGCCGCUUGACACUGUUCUCGCCCUGGCUGUUUCCCGGGCCAGCUACGCGUUAGUAAAACGGCUCCUUGAUGAAGGCGUCGACAUACACACUAAGCAGCAGCACACCCAUAACCCUAUGGGCGCUGGAGGAUUGGGGAGGGAGAAGGCGUCGCGGCGGGACGUCACUGCUCUUCACAUUGCUAGCUUGUUUUGGAAUGCGGAGGCAAUCAAAGAUCUGCUUGACUACCAGGCCGAUAGCAGUGCUGUCGGCCAUGGUAUCAGAGACUUAGUUUCCUCCCGGGAUAGCAACGGGCGUCUCACACUUCACUGGGCCGCCGCAGGCCAUGAUACUCGCGAAUGCGGGCUCCCGACUCCCUAA